AUGAAAUUCCUUAUUGCUACUAUUCUUUUAUUUAUUGCUACUGUUUUUGGUGUUGACACAGUUGGUUUUAUGGUUAUACUGGAUGAUGAAUACUAUGGUGAAAUGGCUUGUUUACCACAUGAAGAAAUUCAAAAAGCUUUCUUAUAUCUCUGUGGAGAUUUUAAUUUCAAAUCAUUUCUUCUUCCAGUUCUUGAUGAAAGUACUGGAUUAACAGUACUUGCAUCAACUCAAGAUCCAACAAAAUUUGUCAAUAUUGAUUCGGAUGGUUAUCUUACAUUAGCUGAUACUGGUUAUGGGUUUAAUGAAACUUUUGAACAUCCAAAUUUAGAUAAAAUGACUAUCGCUGGUACCGAUACUUUUCAUAUUGUUCAUUUGGAUGGUUCUGGAGAUGAUGAAACUUUUAAAAUUAAAAUUACUGGUGAUAUUCCAGAAGGUAGUACUCCAAUUAAUCUUGGUGCAAUUGGUGUUCAAACUAUCAUCAAAAGAACUAAGAUUGGUAAAGAAGUACACUUUAAUAAAUUCUUCAAAGCUAAAUAA
Messenger RNA from Candida tropicalis MYA-3404, 537 nucleotides. RefSeq lists its product as uncharacterized. Lineage: Eukaryota; Fungi; Ascomycota; Pichiomycetes; Serinales; Debaryomycetaceae. The record is from RefSeq and is a predicted model, not a curated record. The coding region runs from base 1 to 537 and encodes 178 amino acids. The transcript has a single exon.